AUGAGCGACAAUCCCUUUGAGCUGGCCGCAAACCAGGGUCCCCGCAAUGGGAGCGAUUCAUUAGAUGCAUUGAACAUGCCGUCACCCUCUCUGGAGUACUGUACGAUGAGUGUGGAGGAAACAGCGGCUGCUUUGGGCACAAAUGCCGACAGCGGUCUAUCGUCUGCCAGCGAGGUAAAUAACCGUCAAAGGGAGUAUGGUGUCAAUGAAAUAGCUUCUGAAGACGAUGAGCCGCUUUGGCGCAAGUUUUUGGGUACUUUUACCGGCGAUCCGUUGAUUUUGUUGCUGAUAGGGUCCGCUGUCAUAAGUUUCGUAAUGGGAAACAUUGACGACGCUGUUAGCAUUACAUUGGCCAUUGUAAUAGUAGUGACCGUGGGAUUUGUACAAGAAUACCGGUCAGAGAAAUCCAUUGAAGCUUUGAAUCGCCUUGUGCCCGACGAAUGCCAUUUGAUUCGGGGCGGCCAGGAGUCCAAAAUUCUAGCCUCUGUGUUGGUCCCAGGAGAUGUGGUCCACUUCGGCGUUGGUGACCGUAUCCCAGCCGAUGUGAGAAUCGUCAAAGCGGUGGGUUUGUCGAUCGACGAAAGUAACUUGACCGGCGAGAAUGAGCCUGUUCACAAAUCGUCGAAGCAGGUGUCAAAGGACUCCUACAACGAGAUUCCGGGAUCAAUAGUGCCUCUUGCGGACAGAGCAUGCAUUGCGUUCAUGGGAACUUUGGUCAGAGAAGGGCAUGGUAAGGGUAUAGUAGUGGGAACCGCUAAACACACUGCGUUCGGUAAAGUCUUUGAAAUGAUGAAUUCUAUCGAGAAGCCUAAGACUCCUUUACAAACGGCUAUGGAUAAGCUUGGAAAGGAUCUCUCAUUGGUAAGUUUUGGCCUGAUUGGUGCAAUUUGUCUGAUAGGAAUUCUACAAGGUCGUUCCUGGCUAGAAAUGUUUCAGAUAUCCGUCUCCCUGGCUGUUGCUGCCAUUCCAGAAGGUCUUCCAAUUAUUGUUACUGUGACACUGGCGUUGGGAGUAUUGAGAAUGGCCAAGAGGAGAGCAAUCAUAAGAAGGUUGCCUAGUGUUGAAACGCUAGGAUCUGUUAAUGUUAUUUGUUCUGACAAGACUGGCACACUGACUACAAAUCAUAUGACUGUCAACAAGGUAUGGUGUCUAGGCAGCAUGUCAAACAAGUCGAACGUUCUCAACCUCUCAAAAGUUACGGAAGGAAAUCUAAAGAAACAUCUUAGCGACGACGUCAGAGCGACUCUACGUUGUGGAAAUAUCUGCAACAAUUCCUCUUUUUCCCAAGAGCAUGUCAAAUUUUUGGGAAAUCCUACAGACAUAGCCUUGCUGGAAGUUUUGCGGAAAUUUGGCCUUGAUGACCAGCGUCCUUCUGCCACGAGAAUUGGUGAAAUUCCUUUCAGCUCCAAGCGUAAGUUUAUGGCUGUGAAAGUGAAAGAGUCAAAUGGAAAAACCAUGAUUUAUGUCAAAGGCGCCUACGAAAAGAUCGUCGAAAAAUCGUCGCAUUUUAUCAAUGCUGAAAACAAGGUGGUCAAGCUCGACAAUGCUCUGAAAGACGUUAUAAGCGACAGCGCCAACACGCUCGCGUCUGAAGGACUGCGAACUUUGGCGUUUGCUCAACUAGAGCUGCACAAUGGAUCAAAUGAGACCUUCAAUGAUGCCACCAUUAACGGAUUGACCUUUGCAGGUUUGCUUGGCAUGAAUGAUCCUCCAAGACCAUCGGUCAGGGCUGCAGUGGAAAGAUUAUCUGAGGGUUCUGUUCACAUUAUAAUGAUUACUGGUGACUCUGAAAGUACAGCUGUCAACAUUGCAAGACAGAUUGGUAUUUCUAUCCCAAAUCCUGAAACUGCUGUCCUCACUGGCGACAAGCUCGACCACAUGAAUGAAGACCAAUUGGCAAGUAUCAUCGAUCAUGUCAACAUCUUUGCUCGCGCAACUCCUGAACACAAGCUGAACAUUGUUCGUGCUUUGCAAAAGAGAGGGGACAUCGUAGCGAUGACUGGGGAUGGUGUGAAUGACGCACCUGCACUUAAAUUGGCCGACAUAGGUGUUUCGAUGGGCAAAAUGGGUACUGAUGUGGCAAAAGAGGCAUCCGACAUGGUUUUGACGGACGACGAUUUCAGCACCAUUCUUACUGCCAUUGAGGAAGGUAAAGGUAUUUUCAACAACAUUCAAAAUUUCUUGACUUUCCAGCUUUCGACAUCGGUGGCUGCUUUGUCUUUGGUUGCAAUUUCGACUGCAUUCAAGCUACCAAACCCGCUCAACGCCAUGCAGAUUCUCUGGAUCAAUAUUUUAAUGGAUGGACCUCCAGCUCAAAGUCUGGGAGUUGAACCAGUGGAUCACGAAGUUAUGAAAAAGCCUCCUCGCAAGCGCUCCGACAAGAUUUUGACCCCAGAGGUUUUCAAAAGACUCUUACAAAGUGCUGCAUUUAUCAUUGUUGGAACCAUUUACGUUUUCGUCAAGGAAAUGACCGAGGACGGGGUCAUUACCGCAAGGGACACUACUAUGACAUUCACCUGUUUUGUUUUUUUCGACAUGUUCAAUGCUUUGGCUUGCAGACAUUCUACUAGAUCGAUUUUUGAGAUCGGGAUUUUCGCGAACAACAUGUUCAAUUACGCGGUUGGAUUUUCCCUGCUGGGCCAAUUGUGUGCAAUUUACAUCCCUUUUUUCCAAAGAAUUUUCAAGACAGAGAGCUUGAGUUUGGGAGACUUGGCAUUUUUGUUGACGCUCAGCAGCAGCGUUUUCAUCGGAGAUGAAUUACGGAAGUGGUAUGCGAGAAAGCAAAGGAUAAAUGACCCAUACUAUUAUUCCGUUGUGUAA
Lachancea meyersii CBS 8951 is the source of this 2820-nucleotide messenger RNA. NCBI's taxonomy places the organism in Eukaryota, Fungi, Ascomycota, Saccharomycetes, Saccharomycetales, Saccharomycetaceae. The record is from the annotation of a GenBank genome assembly.